AGGUGGAGCAGUUCAGCGCGUUUCAAUGAGAGAGUAAGGACUCUUGGGGAAACUGCGCACAAUAUUGCUUUAUUUUAACGCCCUGAGGAUUAUUGUCCCAUCUCAGGUUGGGAGGUUAGACGAGGACAUCUGGCUGACCUGCUGAACCGACACACCACCCAUCAUGAUCAGAGCAUUGCUCACGGCCAUUUCUCUUGCGCUCCUCCUGUCCUGUGCUUGCUGGGCCAAGCCUAGAGGAUCAAAGAACAAGAAACCAAAGCAAGUUGUUCCAGCCAUCGAUUGUGAUGUCAGAUCAGGGAAGAUCAAUCUCCCAGAGUUCAUAGCCAAAUGUCCUGCACACUGUAAGGAGACAAAGCAGCAAGUCUAUGGGACAGGCGUGUUCGCCUCCAUCUCCAGCAUCUGCAACGCAGCCAUCCACAGUGGCGUCAUCACCAACACGGGAGGAAAGGUGAUUGUGAGGAAGAUGGCGGGGCAGAACAUCUACAAAGGCAGUAAUUCCAAUGGAGUACGCUCUCUGUCUCUACCUAAGUGGAGGGAGUCGUUCGUUGUCUCAGUGGGGAAGCCCAAGAAAGGAGUGAUCUACCCCUCUACUCUGGACUACAUUCCCUCAAGACCAACCUACGUGAAAACAAGUCAAAAGGAGGCCAAAUCCCCUGCGGCCACCACAGCGCUGCCUACGACAACAGCACCUGAACCCACCACGACUACAACACCUGAGCCCACCACCACCACACUGGCCCCGACCACCACUACAACUACACCUCCACCCACGACCACCAAACCUCGUGCUGCUGUCCAUAAAGUUAGGGAUGCAGGCAGCAGUCACCCAUACCUCGCCUCAAGACAGUCUCAGAGUGAGCACGGAAAGAGGCCCAGCCAAGUAUUCAGAGGAAGUCCCUAUCCCAAUAGAUUCCAACAACGUGCCAGUGCAGGAACAGGACUGCGCCGACCAGAGGCAGGGGCGUCUAUCAGGAGACCAUCCUCUCCAGUUGGCACAGCUUUUAACAGGGUUCAGCCGGCUGCGCCCGAGCGCUCUCCAACCAUGAGCCAGUCAAACCCCGCUUUUCCCAGAAGGGAUUGGGCUCCUCCAGCAUUAACUCGUCCGGAUUGGUUCCCUGGAGCUCGACAAUCGGCAGAUGUUAGUUAUGCAGCUCCAGACUCAGGAUACAAGUGGAGUGAGACGGACACACCUGAAGUUACAGCUCGGGAUCACAGGCCUGAUAUCUCAGAAUACGAGCGCUGGUUUUAUAACUAUGGACCGUACCUGCCGCGCUCCACUGACUCAGAUGGCAACCGUAGAGUGCCAUUGGAUAGAACCCAGACUAGAGUGGAGCCAGUGGACGCUUGGAAGUUGGACACAAAUCCUUAUGGAACAGGCUUCAACGUCAGGGAGCAGGAACCUACAGCCAGAGCACCUGAGCUCGUGUCACAGGGAGACCCAAAUUGCAUGGUAGACCUGGUCUUCCUGAUGGAUGGGAGCUGGAGCAUUGGAAAGAGGCGCUUUAAGAUCCAGAAGGACUUCCUGUCUGAGGUGGCUCAGGUCAUCAACGUGGGUGUGGCCGGACCCAUGAUGGGCGUCAUCCAAUACGGGGAUGACCCUGUGACAGAGAUCAGUCUGAGGUCCUACUCCAACUCCAGGGAGGUGAAGUCAGCCAUAGAAAAGAUCGGGCAGAAGGGAGGCCUCUCCAACGUCGGAAAGGCCCUCUCCUACAUCGACACGCACUACUUCAGCGAUGCCAAUGGAAACCGAGGAGGGGCUCCCAACGUCGCCGUGGUGCUGGUGGACGGCUGGCCCACAGACAAGGUGGAGGAGGCGUCCCGGCUCGCUCGCGAGUCUGGCAUCAACAUAUUCUUCGUCACCAUCGAGGGCGCCGACGACAACGAGAAGCAAAACCUGGUCGAGAUCAACUUUAUUGACAAGGCUGUGUGUCGGACCAACGGCUUCUACUCCAUGCCCGUGACCAGCUGGUUUGCCCUGAGGAAGGCCGUGCAGCCCCUGGUGAAGAGGGUGUGCGACACAGACCGCCUCUUGUGCAGCAAAACCUGCCUCAACGCCAACGACAUCGCCUUCGUCAUCGACGGCUCCAGCAGCGUGGGAACCGGAAACUUCCGCACGGUGCUGCAGUUUGUGGCCAACAUCACGCAGGAGUUUGAGAUCUCUGACACCGACACGAGGGUCGGAGCGGUGCAGUACACCUACGAGCAGAGGCUGGAGUUCGGCUUCGGCCAGUACAACCACAAGGCCGAGCUGCUGAACGCCAUCAAGCGCGUCAGCUACUGGAGCGGCGGGACGAGCACCGGCGCUGCCAUCACCUUCGCCGCGGAGAAGCUCUUCAGCAAAUCCAAACCCAACAAACGCAAGAUCAUGAUUGUCAUCACAGAUGGCCGCUCCUAUGAUGACGUCAGAGUACCUGCACUGGCUGUCCAACGUCAAGGUGUGAUCGCCUACUCCAUCGGCAUUGCCUGGGCAGCCCAGGACGAGCUGGAGUACAUCGCCACGGACCCCGACAAGGAGCACUCCUUCUUCGUGGACGAGUUCGACAACCUCUACAAAUUUGUACCCAAGAUCAUCCACAACAUCUGCCAGGAGUUCAACUCCCAGCCCCGGAACUGAGGCCAGGCGGGCGGAGGGGAGGGGCAUCCUGGUCCGUCUGAACAGAACACUGUUUGUAGACUGACUCACUCUGUGGCCCAGAUGGCGGUGCUGGAUUGGCCUCAGCGCCCCAUAUAUAUGAACAGGGAGCGGUUUUGAAUUUAGUUGACGAUUGUGAGUUUGGACAAAACAAAUUUUAACGUGAAUCCGCAUUCGGCCCCAAAUAUACAGAAAGGGUUUGCAUUCACAGUGAUGUCUCGUCAUCUCGUGUUUACUGUGGUGCCAUGAAGAGAACAGAGAAUUACUAAUCAUUUAGUAAGUCAUCCUUUAUUUAGGGUUUAUAAGUUGUAAAGAAGUUUUUUUUCUUUUUUUCAGUGUUGUGAAAUAUCCCCCGACAGUAGAUGGUAUUAAUCCUUUUCUGACAUUAAGUCUUUUUAGCUGUUUAUUUCCAUUUCUAGAUGACCCUUGACCUCCUGUAAAACAUCUGGACCUAAAUUAAUUUUUAAGCAACUUUUCAUUGUUUACUGAAUGAAUAUUUGAGAACUUGAAUUUGUAACUAUUCCAAUCAUGAAAAAAGAAGCAUGCACCGCGGUGGAGGAGCCGAAGAAAGUUUUGACAACCCAAGAGUAGAAGCCCUCAAACACAACUUACAGAACCUUUACAAAGGAUGCCUUAUGAUGAGGUGGUUCAAAACCAUUAACACACGUAAAGCUGCCUUACUAGGAUAUGGUGCUUGCAAUUGUAGAUUUAAAUCAUGGCUAGCGCUUGCUCUUAUGGCUCAACAUACUUCAUAACAUUAAUAUUAUGGUGCUUUUUAUACAAUUCUCUGUCAAGAGGAAAUACUUUUCUUAGAAUUGGUGAAUAUUAAGGAGAGGAGAGAUUUGAUAGUAGGGACCUUUUUAAAGUUCCUCUCAAUGAUACGGCUGUUGCUAUGAGUGGUAGCUGAAAUGAGGAUUAUGUGAAAGGCGAGUUAACAACACGGAACGAAGAAGUGGACUUGGGUGAGGAGUGAGGAAAGAGCGACAGCCGAUCAUAAAUGUGCUUCUCUGGAAUGAAGCGGUUCAUCUCAUCACUCGUCUUCCCACAGUUGAUUCUAACGUUGCAGGCUUUUCUCCGUUUUGAUGAAAGAGUAUUUAUGAUUUUCUUCCCGUUAUGUCCCGUUUGUACAUAUAAAAAGUCUUCCGCUUCUAAUGUUCGUAAUUGAUCAAUAUUGUUUCGUUUUGCAAUUUAUAAUAAAAUAAAGAACUUGAGUGUUUGAUGAUCCAAA
Messenger RNA from Pseudoliparis swirei, 3860 nucleotides. RefSeq names its product vitrin (gene vit). Gene Ontology annotation, biological process: positive regulation of cell-substrate adhesion; extracellular matrix organization. The coding region runs from base 164 to 2614 and encodes 816 amino acids. The transcript has 23 exons. The record is from RefSeq and is a predicted model, not a curated record. Lineage: Eukaryota; Metazoa; Chordata; Actinopteri; Perciformes; Liparidae.